AUGGUUUGCUUACUGCUGGUGGAACUGUGUGAAAAAUUUACUUUCUACGGCAUCGUCUGCAACAUGCUUCUUUUCUGCACCAUCAAGCUUGGUUAUCACAAUUACGAAGCCGCCAUGCUCAAUGUUUGCUUUGCUGGGGCGUGCACGGUGGCCCCAGUGCUGAUGGGCUGGCUUGCUGAGCACCCAGUGGGACGGAUCAGGCUGGUGUGCCUGUGCGCCUUGCUGCAUUUUAUCGGUACGGCCCUACUACCUGUGGUGGCCUUCCCUUUUGAGGAUUUUUUCAUAGAUAAGCACUACGUCCUUCACACUUUGGCUAAAAAGAAGCAGGAAGCCCUCUUCUACAUUGCGUUGUUGGCCACCUGCCUUGGCUCUGGAGGAAUAAGAGCCAUUGUGUGCCCUUUAAGUGUUUAUAACCCCGAUGAACAUAGACCAAAGGAGCUUCUGUCCUUCUUCAACUGGUUUUAUUGGUUGAUCAACCUCAGUUCAGCCGUUGUCUUCAUCAGCAUCUCAUACAUCCAGCAGUCGGUGGCCCAAAACCUGGGUUUUCUUAUUCCGUUUGUUUCUGUCCUUAUGGGACUGAUCACGAUUCACAUGGCACGUAGUGAAAUGAUUUAUCAGCCCCCGAGAGGUAGUUGCCUGUUGACAAUCUGUGGCAUAGUUGUCAAUGCACUGAAGCUGUGUUGCGUACAAUGCCGCUAUUUCAGUGGGAAUGUGGCAAACUGGCUGGACCACGCCAAGGAAAACUAUGGAGGCCGCUACACCGAAACACAAGUGGAAAACACAAAAUUGCUCAUCCGUCUCUUUCCUUUAUUUGCCUUCCAAAUCCUCUAUAGAUCAUGUCUUAUGCAGAUUCCAUCCGGAUAUUAUAUACAGACAAUGAAUUCCAAUCUGAAUCUGAAUGGAUUCCUUUUGCCAAUCGCUGCCAUGAAUUUAAUAAGCAUCUUGCCGUUUUUAAUCCUGGCACCCCUCCUGGAGUGCGUCAAUGCUUGUUUGUUGAAUGCCAAAACAAGCGGAUGGUAUCCUAUGAUCUGUAUUGGUAACACAUCUGCAACUCUUUCCAUGGUUGUUGCUGGUUUCUUUGAGCUACGUCGGAAGCAUUUCCCUCUGGUUGAACAGACACUUUCAGGAAAAACUCUCCUUGUUUCUUCCAUGCCGUGUUUCCAUCUGGCCCCACAGUAUCUCUUGCUUGGCGUAGCAGAAACUCUGGUGACCCCCACCUGUGUCUUCAUUACAUUCAGGUUUCUGCCAGGCCAAAUUCGUGGGGUUGCCAUGCAAAUAUUGACUUUCUUCAAUGGAGCUGGUUGCAUCAUGGGCGCCUUCCUUAUCCAAAUAACUUACAUUGGUUCACAAGGUGAGUGGUUUCCAAACAUUCUAAAUGAGGGUAAAUUUGAGAGAUUUUAUUUCUUCUUGGCCUCCUUAAUGAUUGUGAACACUUUAGGCUUCUGGACCACUUCACACAAAUAUAAUAAUCUGCGGGAAGACUAUGAUGAAGGAUUCAGAGGGAGCCUUCUCCAAGAGCAGCUUUUACAGCAUGAGAAAUCACUUAAAUUUUAUGAUAGCAUCCUGGUUUGUCCCUCUCCCUUAUCCCAGAUGGAGACUCUCCUGUGA
Molecule: messenger RNA, 1608 nt
Organism: Protobothrops mucrosquamatus (brown spotted pit viper)
Lineage: Eukaryota; Metazoa; Chordata; Lepidosauria; Squamata; Viperidae
Gene: SLC15A5
Product: solute carrier family 15 member 5
Exons: 9
Coding region: 1-1608 (535 amino acids)
Biological process (GO): transmembrane transport
Cellular component (GO): membrane
Molecular function (GO): transmembrane transporter activity
Source: RefSeq, a predicted model, not a curated record